UGCGCUAGCUCCAAUGAUCAGAAUGGAUGCCAAGCUGAAAGCGGCUUAGCGUGUGAAUUUCUGCUAGGGAAGAGGAGGGUCAGCGUCAGGUACAGAGUCCAACUUCUGAGAAGUUGCCAGCAGUCCAAGUGUGAUGCGUGAAUGAGUGGGAGAUGGUGAGCUAAAAAUUUUAGCUCGCACAUGUCCUGACUGAAAUCUGAGAAAGAUUUCAGAGAUGAAGAGAGAGAGAGAGAGAGAGACCCUGAGAGAGAAGAGAGAGAGAGAGAGAUCCGGAGAGAGAGAGCGACGUGCAAGGCCAGCCAAAACCAAGCGAAGCCCCAGCGACAAGCUGAUGUUGAUGCUGAUGUUGAUAUGUAGGAUAGCGUUUCAGAAUGCACUGUUCCUGAUGAUAGUGGUGGUGGCGGGGUGGUGUGGUGGUGCAAGUCGAAAUGUUGCAAGACCGGUUGCCCCUGGUAGCGGAAAGUGUUGGCAUUCAAGAGUGAUGUGGGGUGUAAACAGUGGUCGAGGUACCGUCCAGGGUGAGAGGGAAGUCAAGGUCGCCAGCCGCGGCGGAUGUCCGGAAACCGCACGACGCGACUUGAUUGAGCUUGAGGCAAGUUUACUGCCGUUCGAUGCUUUGGUCGACGAUUCGGCUGUCGUGAUGUCCACCGUCUCAAAUCAAGUUUCGCCGAGGACACAAAGGUGAAGGUGAGGGUAAGGUGAGGUUCCCGUCUCAAAGUGAAUCGGAUUCCAUCAACGGGCUUGUGGUUGAAGUCGGUGGGGGUUGUCGGGCGUGGAUGAGG
Messenger RNA from Neurospora tetraspora, 782 nucleotides. RefSeq lists its product as uncharacterized. Bases 215 to 685 code for a protein of 156 amino acids. NCBI's taxonomy places the organism in Eukaryota, Fungi, Ascomycota, Sordariomycetes, Sordariales, Sordariaceae. The record is from RefSeq and is a predicted model, not a curated record. The transcript has a single exon.